This is a messenger RNA of Eurytemora carolleeae, 635 nucleotides long. Its product is annotated as xyloside xylosyltransferase 1. NCBI's taxonomy places the organism in Eukaryota, Metazoa, Arthropoda, Copepoda, Calanoida, Temoridae. Gene Ontology annotation, molecular function: UDP-xylosyltransferase activity. The record is from RefSeq and is a predicted model, not a curated record.
GAUCUAUUCUAUAUUGGACCAAUGUAUCAUCUUGAGUAUCCUGAUGCAAUCAAGAUCUUGCUGGUGCUUGACGUAGAUCUAGAGUUCAAGAUUGAUCUUAUAGAACUUUGGAACGAGCACAAAAAUAUGAAAAACAGUGAGUUGAUUGGAGUAGGUCCUGAACUGACUAGAUAUUACAGAUUAAGAGCAGCAUCAUUUAUCCAAGAAAAUCCAGGUUCUUCAGUUGGUCAACCGGGGAAAUGGCAGGGGUUCAACACUGGGGUUGUGAUUUACAACCUUAAGAAUAUUCGAGAAAGUCAGCUGUUCAAUCAGCUGAUUAAUCCAGAGUUUUACAAGAUGGCGACAACUAAGUAUUUCUAUGGAGGACUGGGGGAUCAGGAUUUGUUUACUCUGAUGGGUUGGGAGUAUUCUGAAUUAUUCUAUAAUCUACCCUGUCAAUACAAUUACCAGACCUACAGGGACAUUGACUAUACCCAGUUCAGUCUAGAAUUAGAUGUAAAGAAUGACGACCCCGAGUAUAGAAACUGUAAAAACCAAGGGAAAGUAAUUCAUGUCAAUGGUUUGAUAAUUUAAUAAUUUAAUUUAUAAAUUGGAAAGUUCCUAACAUCGUAUUAGAAUAAAAACAUCAACCCUUA